Cylindrotheca closterium is the source of this 2643-nucleotide messenger RNA. The record is from the annotation of a GenBank genome assembly. NCBI's taxonomy places the organism in Eukaryota, Bacillariophyta, Bacillariophyceae, Bacillariales, Bacillariaceae.
AUGAGUCAAGUGAUUGAUCUGUGCUGUAGUAGUAGUGAUGAGGAGGAUGACGACACUGCCCCCCAAGAAGAGGUCGAUGAUCAGGAUGAUGAUUCAUCAGACGAUGAAGUCGAAUUCGUCGGCAGCAGCACCCAAGUGGUAGCUUCCAAGCCCAAUAACACUUUUGUGAGCCCAGACGACACGCCUGAAAAGAACGAAACGACACAACAGAACAGUAAUCCAUCUAGUGCCAGAAGAACUCUUUUUGGCAGAAACGACACACGGAACAGAAAUAAGACUGCCUACGCUUUGGAUUCUGACAGUUCGUCGGACGAUGAUGAGCUUCUGAACUACAACGUUCUCAACUUUCGGUCCAAGAAAACUUCCGCUGCAUCUUCGUCAUCACUGAAGGAAAAAGCAAAAACGUCAACCUUCAAGCCAAGCCCAUUGAUUGCAGCUCGCAAGGAAAACAAUGCCGUUUUGUCUCCACCCUCCAACCCUGAACUGAAACGAACGAGAUUGCAUUCUCCUAUUACAGUACAAGAGCCGAUGAAGCCUGCCGCAGCACCCGUUGCAAAGAUUGUAAAUCCAUACUCGAAACAGGGAAGAAAAAAAAUUCCACCUAGAAAUGAGUUAGCUUCCCUGACCAGCAAAUCGACUGCUUCGCAAUACUACCCGCAAAUGGCACAAUCCUCACUAUACGACGAUUUGCGGCCACGAUACCUCUUGACUUUUUGGAAGUUUGCUCAGACAUUGCAGGACGCUUCUUACAAUCUUGUCAAAUUAGAUCAGUACUCGAAACGAGUGAACGCGUUGGCGCUGUCCCGUUUCCCGUUUCGGUCGUUUGAGGAAUAUUGCAUUCGGUUCGCCAACACUUCAGAUACGAGUGGAAUUCAAGAUGCCCUUCGAAUAGGCAAUAUUAACAACUUUGCCUCAUUAUUAAAGCAAUGUAAUAAUGGGAAUGGCAGGUACUUUUCCAUCUCAGAAGCAUGUUUGGUCGCCCUUCUGGAACAUGUCGAAUCCGAGACUACACGAAACGACACUUUGAAGCUACGGGACAUGGACGAGAUUGUCCUAGUCGACUUUUUGCAACGCAAGGAAUCUUGGCUGCUCCUUUCCGAACUAAUACCGAUGAUCGACUCCCGCCUCAAUCCAGUUUGUCCAGGACGGCUGACAAGAUUUCAUGACGGGGACAAUGGCGCUGCUUUUUACACUGAAAAGUCAACACGUUCCACCGAAUACAAGCAAAUUGAGAAACUUCAGACCAAGCCACGGGGUGAAGACUCAUCCUACAUCAAGUUACAUCGACACAAAGGUAGGGUGUGCUACGAACUUACCAAGAUGGGUUAUGAAACGGCACUUUGGAUCCGAAAUCGCCAGUUCCCUGAAGGAAAGGGACAUUACCGAACGAGUAAUCUAGUACAAGUAGACCCACGAUUCGAUGGCAUAUCCUUGGCGGUAGACAACCGUGAAGGUGGUGGACCAAAGAAAAAAUUGCACUACAUGUGCAACAAGCUCGAUACCUUGAAAAUACCAUACUUUGUACACCCAUUGAGUAUCGGAGACUACUGUUUUUUUGCGGGCGACAAGUUGCUUCCAAUCUUGAUCGAGCGAAAGUCGAUUCAAGAUGUGGCCCAUUCCAUUUACGACAAGAGGUGGGUGAAUCAGAAGAAACGAAUGUACCAUGGACAGUAUGUCUUUGGUCAUCAGAACUGUCGUAUGGCCUACAUCAUUGAAGGUAGGAAAGAAAGUCAGCAACUUUCGGGAGGAUAUGUCGGACAGCUACAGCACAAUGUCAGCAGCGAACAGUUCGAUAAGGAAAUUGAAAAUCUACAGUCCGAAGGGUUCGAUGUACUACAUACACAGUCCCCAGAUCAUUCCAUGGUCGAGCUUUCCAGAUGGGCCGCAAAAGUUCUCCAAGACUACCGGAGUAACAAGAUGAAAACCGAAUUUACACUUGAAGAGUUUCAACGGGAAGUCAAAAAGAUUCCAAAAGGCGUAAACUUUUCAAAAAUUGCGAGGGAUUGGGCAGAAUCCAAACCAUCUUUGGAGGAGAAAGUUACGGACACUGUUGACUUGACUGUAGCCAGCAAUAAGGAAUCCAAGCAAUUGAAGCUUGCAUUCGAAAAACCAACGAAAGCGCACAACGAAUACACUGGCUGGAAGGUUUCGGAGUUGCAGCAGGAAUGUGUCAAGUUUGGAUUGUCAAAAACAGGCAAAAAAGCUGAUUUGAUCGAUCGAUUGAAUGGUCCUCGUCCACCGAGUGUUCUACUUGAACGCAAAGCAAAGGGCUGCUAUGUUCCAUCACGGUAUAAUACUUGUGCAACAGCACUACUAGUAGCAUUAUAUUUGGAACAGGAGAAAAAUGGACCAGAUUGGAAAGGGAUGACAAAGGACGAACUCUACGCACUGACAGAAGCAUUGGAUAUAUCAAAGGAUCCUUUCAGCGGAGUCCAAACUGGGCAAUACAAAUACGAUGGAUGGAGUUCCAUGUCGGACUUGAGAGGCGGCGAGUUUCCUUUGGUUCUUCUUCAACGAGGGCACUUCAGGCUUACGACGGGCACCGAUAUUUCCGGCUACCCUCUCGCCAAGGCACUCCACAAGUGGUGCUUAGAGCAUGGGAAAUGUACCUGUCAAACCCUUGGGUACCAUCCUAGCGAUUGA